This is a messenger RNA of Camelina sativa (false flax), 1965 nucleotides long. NCBI's taxonomy places the organism in Eukaryota, Viridiplantae, Streptophyta, Magnoliopsida, Brassicales, Brassicaceae. The record is from RefSeq and is a predicted model, not a curated record.
AAAGUGGAAAAAUUUUAGAAAAGAAGGGGUAAGAAAAAUUCAAAGCGAGGUUCUCGGGAACCAAUCUGGAAGGAGAAGGGAGAGAGGAAGGGGGUGGAGAGAGCGAAGACGAUGGCGAUGUUAGAGAUGAACAUUAUUGGGGUAUUCAUGGUUCUUAUGUUGCUUCUCAUCUCCCUCAUCAUCCUUUUCGCCUGCAAGCCAUGGCGCUACCUUUCUCGUUUCCGAUCCUCCCGUUUCUCUUCUACCUUCAAGUUGGGGGAUUUGCAGAGACCCCUUAUAUCUGAUGAUGGGAAUUUGAUCCAAGGCCAAACCAGUGAGGUCACAAGGGAAUAUGAUUUAGAGGGAGCUUGCUAUCAAAAUGAAGGGCUUUUGCAUUCAUCUCUGACCGAAGGACGUGUUUACAAACAAAGGCUUCCUUCUUCAUCUCCCCAUUUCACCCCAGGUGAAAGCUUGGUUCUAGAAGUAAUUUCUGAACCUUCUGAAAAUGCUUUGGUGGGCCAAACGCUAAAACUACCAGAUGAAAAAGGUACCUUGGCAGAAGUGCAAACGUAUGACUGGCAGGAUAACAGAAGUCAAAAUCUGCAACAUGAUCUGGAAAAGGAUAGACGUACUGAUCUUUCUCCGAGUUUCGUCAAAGAUCAAAGAAGUUGGAUGUCCCUGGAGGUCAUUGCGGGUCCUGCCAUUGGGCUAAAUUGAAAUGGGAGCUGGUUGAUAUGGGUAGCCUAAAUGGAACUCUCGUAAACUCGCGGUCAGUAAGUCAUCAUGAUGUAGGCAGUCGGAAGUGGGGUAACCCUGUCGAGCUGGCAAGUGAAGAUAUAAUAACUUUGGGAACAACUACAAAGGUCUAUGUCCGUAUCUCGUCUCAGAAUGAGUUUCAGAUACCCUUCAAGAUUGGUGUGGCCUCAGAUCCCAUGGCUAUACGUCGAGGAGGCAGGAAACUUCCAAUGGAAGAUGUCUUUCAUUACAAGUGGCCGCUUCCAGGGGCAAAUAAGUUUGGGCUGUUUUGUGUUUGUGAUGGACAUGGGGGAGCAGAGGCUGCUCAAGCCGCAAUCAAAAUUAUUCCUGAGAUUCUGGCGAAUAUUUUAUCAGACGCGCUGAGGAAGGAGAAAGUGUUAUCACAACGGGAUGCUUCUGACGUCCUUAGGGACGUGCUUGCUAACACAGAAGCUCGCAUGGAUGAUUACCAAUAUGAGGGUUGUACAGCUACCGUUCUCUUGGUGUGGAAAGACGAUGUAGGAGUUUUCUUCGCACAAUGUGCCAAUCUUGGGGAUUCAGCAUGUGUUAUCCAUCUUGAUGGGAAUUAUAUACAAAUGACUGAAGAUCAUCGAGUGAUUAGCUUGUCCGAGAGAAAGCGAUUCCAAGAGGCAGGACUAUCAUUGAGAGAUGGAGAGUCUCGGAUCUUCGGUAUAAACCUUGCAAGGAUGCUUGGGGACAAAUUUCCAAAACAGCAAGACAGCCGUUUCAGUGCAGAGCCAUAUAUAAGCCAGCCUGUGCGUAUUGAACAAUCUAGUAAAGAUGUGUUUGCUCUGUUGGCUAGUGAUGGGUUAUGGGAUGUGGUAAGUCCGAAGAAAGCUGUGCAGCUCGUACUUCAGAUGAGAGAGAAAGAGAGCGGGACAGAGAAUAUUGGAGAGAAGAUAGCAAACGGUCUGCUGAAUGAAGCCACAGCGAUGCGUACAAAGGACAACACCUCCAUCAUUUACUUAGGUUUCGAUACUUCCCUGUAAUGUUAGGAAAAAAAAAACCAUUUAAUGUAUUUGGGAAGUGUCGUUAAUUUGUGUACAAUCUUUUGAUUUAUAUGUGCUAGUGUAUCACUAGGGUAUAUGAGAGAGAGAAAAAAAACCUCAGUUGCAGAGAGAGAGAGCUUUUAGGGUGGGGGUCUGAGCGAGCGAUGUUGGUUUCAUCUCUUGCUUAUAUAAUAUUAAUAAUAUCUUUUAUUAAAAAAAAAAUUCUAACUAAUUUUUUUCA